This is a messenger RNA of Tuber aestivum (summer truffle), 543 nucleotides long. The record is from the annotation of a GenBank genome assembly. Lineage: Eukaryota; Fungi; Ascomycota; Pezizomycetes; Pezizales; Tuberaceae.
UUCGCAGGAGCAGUUAAGUCACAAACAAACGCAUUACGUAUUCGUAAUGGGGGACAGUACCUUGUAUUUUCCCCGGUAAGCGAAGAACAACUUGCAAAGAUCGAACGCCUACGCGACGCAAACUACAAACAACUCCAUUUCCUCUAUGUCAACCAAGCACAAACUUUGGUUGCUAAACUCAUGCUGAGUGGAAUUCAUGAGGUAGCGACAAGCGAGUUUGGCCGGAUGCUAUGGAAGAAGACAGCCAGUAUGGGUGACGACCUUGAUGAGGAUCUACUUGACAUGCGGGGCACACGGUACAAGGGGGUUUCGAGCAGUAAGGAAGCUGAUUCUGCUUUCAGACCCCAGUCAUCCCGUCCUCAUAAAACAAACUGGCCCACAGUGGUAGUUGAAUCUGGUGUGUCGGAAACACUAGAACGCUUGCGUGUUGAUGCCAAGUGGUGGCUUUAUAACUCCUCAGGGGAUGUCCGUAUUGUUCUACUGUUUUCCAUCAAGGAAGUAGGGCAAGAGAUUCUGAUAGAGCAAUGGGAACUUUGCCCUACC